CCUGCAGGCAUCUUACUUUCAACCCAAAGGCCAUAUCGCAAAAUCCCAUUUCUUGCGGGUCGACCAUCCAUCCAUCGUAGCAUCCAUCCAUCCAAAUGGCUAAACGCACAAAGAAGGUUGGAGUGACCGGAAAGUACGGUACCCGUUACGGUGCCUCCCUGCGUAAGCAGGUGAAGAAGAUGGAAAUCACGCAGCACGCCAAGUACACCUGUACUUUCUGUGGAAAGGACUCUGUGAAGAGAACUGCUGUGGGUAUCUGGAACUGCCGAAGCUGCCGGAAGACAUUGGCAGGUGGUGCGUGGACUGUCGGUACCAGUGCUGCUGCCACUGUCCGUAGUACUGUCCGUCGUCUCCGUGAGUUGACCGAGGCGUAGAUGCAGCUCGGGGAUGGAGAUGUUUGUGCAGGCUACAUGGAGAGGAGCGACUGUAGAUCAACGUUGGGUUAUUCCCGCUGUGUGUACCAAAGCUCUCUGGGUACAAUACAUUUGAAAUCAAUAGUUCGAUUUUUGUUUUACCUGA
Spizellomyces punctatus DAOM BR117 is the source of this 519-nucleotide messenger RNA. Its product is annotated as 60S ribosomal protein L37a. The record is from RefSeq and is a predicted model, not a curated record. The coding region runs from base 96 to 374 and encodes 92 amino acids. Gene Ontology annotation, biological process: translation. The transcript has 4 exons. Lineage: Eukaryota; Fungi; Chytridiomycota; Chytridiomycetes; Spizellomycetales; Spizellomycetaceae. Gene Ontology annotation, molecular function: structural constituent of ribosome. Gene Ontology annotation, cellular component: ribosome.